Molecule: messenger RNA, 525 nt
Organism: Mytilus californianus (California mussel)
Lineage: Eukaryota; Metazoa; Mollusca; Bivalvia; Mytilida; Mytilidae
Product: neuropeptides B/W receptor type 1-like
Exons: 2
Coding region: 1-525 (174 amino acids)
Biological process (GO): neuropeptide signaling pathway
Cellular component (GO): membrane
Molecular function (GO): G protein-coupled peptide receptor activity
Source: RefSeq, a predicted model, not a curated record
AUGAAAAGUUCGCGUACUACUGUGUCCGAUUGGAACGAUUAUUUUGCCAUUAUACUGAUUCCUAAUUCUAUUUUCCUAGUGUUGUAUUUAUCUCUUGGCAUUACCGGAAAUAGCUUGGUUAUUGCAGUUUACAGAUUGAGAAUGAAACAACAAUCCGAAGACAGGUACUUUAUUCCAGUGUUGGCGGUAUGUGCCUUAUCAGCUUGUAUAGUGUGUGUGUCCAUGGCAAUUGCAUUGAACAUGAUCUCAGAGGAACUUAAUAGAAGUAUUAUGUACAAGUUCACACUAAUGUUUAUGGCAAUAACUAUAAUAUUUCUUAUUAGCUUUAUUCCCAAAAUAUUUUUUAUGGUUAUGGAAGGAAGGGAUUCUGAGUUUUGGGAAAAGCUCUCCAGUAGUGAGAGAGCUGGUUUACGUUUUCUGUAUCGAUUGUACAUUCUCAAUAAUGUCGUUAAUCCUUUUAUUUACGCUUUUAUGGAUAUGAAGUUUCGGAAAGAGGCAAAGAAAUUAAUAAAAUGUAUAUUAUAG